This is a messenger RNA of Coniophora puteana RWD-64-598 SS2, 1759 nucleotides long. RefSeq lists its product as uncharacterized. The record is from RefSeq and is a predicted model, not a curated record. Bases 26 to 1759 code for a protein of 577 amino acids. The transcript has 4 exons. NCBI's taxonomy places the organism in Eukaryota, Fungi, Basidiomycota, Agaricomycetes, Boletales, Coniophoraceae.
AGCACCGUUUCAUUUGUCCACCUUUAUGGCCUACAGGAACUAUAAACAUGUCCGUUUGGAGGAUGUACUUCCGACCACGCUGUCUCCUGAUCUCAUCAAGGCAACCAAGGACGACCUUCUGCUUCACAGUGCCUACAGCGUCUACACUACCAGCGUCGACGCCUUUGUCCUCGGCGAUUCCGAUUCAGAUCAAGAUGGGUCUGAUACCUCAAAAAUGGCAUUCAAUGAGAGUAUCGUGGCGAAAGGGCCCCUGCGCAUUCUGUGUUGUUUGUUCGAUGCAGCCCAUGCGAGGUUGGGGGAGACUCCAGAACCCAGGGCAUGCGAGGCCUUUUUGCUCGCCGCGUGUCCUCAGGUUGGCGCGGAUGCAUGCAUUGUACGCAUCAACGUUGAGACGUUGGUCCAACAAGGUGAUGCUCCCAGGUGCGAAGAUAUCACAGUGUUUGUGCGACUUCAUGAGGCCACCGACGCGGGCUCCGGGAGACAGCUGAGUCAAAACGAGCACGAGAUGAUACAAAGUCUCGCGGGCGUGUUGCUGGGGGAUCUCAGACGACGUGUUGCUUUUGGGAUCAUGAUCGAGGGAACCGCUGCUUGUGUGCUACGAGUGCACUCUCAGGGUGCGCAGAUUUCGAAGAUGUUUGAUGUUGUUCAGGACGUCGAGACCACGACACGCACAAUCUUGUCCUUUGUACAUACAAGCUACGAGCAGCUAGGCUGGGAUAUCACUCGCUCUGAGUCACGGAAUGACUCCCAAAGUGUUGAAUAUCGACCAGUAACCCGCACACUUCCGCCCAAACCACGCGGUGCACCUCUUGGUGUCCCAAGCUUCACCGAUGCCAUCCACGAAUGCGUCAUCCCUUCACUCACGUACUUCGGUCAGCAAGAUCUUGAGCCCGAGGAGGUAACAGAAAAUCAAGAACAGAACCCACACGAUCGCCCACAUCGCACUUCAAGGUGCCCCCGGUACACCCGUAUCCGAAUCACCGACACGUUCCGUGCGUGCAACUCAGCCUCUGCCGCCGAUUCCUGCUCGAGCUGCUGUCCCCCACACAAAUGGAAAGACCUCAUGCAUAUCGGCGCAACAUGGGCGUGGAACGAGCACGCUUCCCAGCUUGGGGAUAGCUUGUAUGGUGGCAUGGAGGCGCUGUUCAUGAACAACUUCCUCAGCCUUGCGUCCGCACGAGCGCCGCCAUCGCGCCUUGGUACGUACGCCGACAUGGCUGCGAGAUUCCCUGUAUCGCCUGCGGAUGCGGACGAGAGGGAGCGUGUUGCGCCUGGGACGGUGUACGAUUUGCACCUCAGGUUGAAUGUGGUUCCGCAGGAAAGGCUGAUCGAGAUUAUCGAUCCCAAGGGCCUGGUUACUGGAAACCCAUCAGCUUCGAAGCAGGUAAGAAUGGGGCACACGCGGGUGUGCAUCUCCCCGAUCUUCAGGCCGCUGUGGGACGUAGACAGCAGUCAAGGCCUGUUCCGCCGCAUUGGCGAAGCCAUGCAAGGCCUUGGCGUCAUCCAUAAGAUGGGCCGAGUGCACGGCGACGUCAACUUCCAGAACAUCAGCGUGAGUGGCGGAAAGGGGACACUGACGGACUAUGACACGUUCGUCAUGCCGCCAGAGCUCGCGGCCAAGGUCAGGAAGGCCAUGGAGAAUCAACCGAAAGAAAACGCUCAGGCCGAAGAGGCACGGAUCAGCGGGGAGCAAGGUGAUAGCUGCAUACCAGCGGGGGCAUAUACCACACAUUCAUUGCGAUCUCAGUACCCGUUGUAG